AUGCCAAACUUGGAUACGAGUGAGACGCUGGUAUCACCUGCUACUGAGACUGGGUCUCAAGAUCGCAUGGCUGGGGAUGACGCUAAGGGUGGCAACAGUAUAGGCUGUGGACAGAGAGCACCAGACAGAGGUGCUGGACAAACUGAGGCGAGUCAGCCUACUCUUGUUUAUGCUACUCAUUGCCAAGAUGGCAGAGAUGCUCCAGACGUCAUUACCGAUAUAGGUUCCACACAUUCCUAUGUAGCUAGUACUGUGUCUGAAAACUUAGGGAUUUUGGUUGAGAGUACUUCUAGUGAGGUGGCUGUAUUGAGUCCAUUGGGGCAAUCAGUUUGGGUUAGCAAACCGUAUAGAGAUGUUUCGAUAAAGGUUCAAGGUCUGGACUGUGCGACUAAGAGGGUCAUCUUGAGAACUGGUGAGGAUAAUGAGGUAGUCAUGAUUGGAGAACGUCAGAAUUAUUUGGCUAAUGUGAUCUCUGCACUGGUGGCUAAGAAACUAGUUCGUAAGGGAUGUGGGGCAUUCUUGGCUUAUAUUAGUGUUUCUGUUUUUGGGGACUCUACUGUAAAAGAUAUCAGAACUGUAAGGGACUUUCCAGACGUCUUUCCUGAGGAGCUACCAAGUUUACCUCCAAAUCGGGAAGUGGAAUUUGAGAUUGAACUUCUUCCUGGUACAGCUCCAGUGUCUAUCGCCCCCUAUCGUAUGACACUGAAGGAGCUUACAGAGCUUAGGGCUUAA
Gossypium arboreum is the source of this 732-nucleotide messenger RNA. RefSeq lists its product as uncharacterized. The transcript has 4 exons. The record is from RefSeq and is a predicted model, not a curated record. NCBI's taxonomy places the organism in Eukaryota, Viridiplantae, Streptophyta, Magnoliopsida, Malvales, Malvaceae. The coding region runs from base 1 to 732 and encodes 243 amino acids.